Messenger RNA from Seminavis robusta, 1218 nucleotides. The record is from the annotation of a GenBank genome assembly. NCBI's taxonomy places the organism in Eukaryota, Bacillariophyta, Bacillariophyceae, Naviculales, Naviculaceae.
GGUCUGACUCAACUGGGAAGGAAGGGUCCAUUUCCAUCAAGCACGAACCUGGAUUCGUUCGCACGAAUCCAGAUUCGUGCGUUUAUUAGGCUUGGACAGGCAUGACUGGAAUGGAUGGAUGGGUUGGGUCUGACUCAACUGGGAAGGAAGGGUCCAUUUCCAUCAAGCACGAACCUGGAUUCGUUCGCACAAAUCCAGAUUCGUGCUUUUAUUAGGCAGGGAGAGGCAUGACUUGGAAUGGAUGGAUGGGUAGGGUCUGACUCAACUGGGAAGGAACAUGACUGGCAUGCAUGGAUGGGUACUGUGGGGUCAGUUGAAGCAUAAUCAACUUUCAAUAUUUAGUUAGAAGGGAACAUUACUCCACUCUUACCUGCUUCUAGAUCCCAACAACAAAACUGUAAGCUAUCGUACUGUAUUAUGGACAAGCAGCUCUUCAAGCCCUUUAUUCAAUCUUUUCAAACCUACCAGACUGUACGGUACCUCCCAGCAAUGCAACCUUGUGAAGUUUACUUUGUGUCAGUUUGCUCCAAGCUAAGACUGCUUCUUCCCAUUUGAUUGCAGCAAGUAUCCACUCUCCACUCCAGCCGGUGGAAGUCAACAAGUAUCAUUGACAAAGGAUCGUCGACAAAGGAUCGUCGACAAAUCAUCAGCCAUGGACGAAGCCAAGCCAUGGACAAGUAGUGGCAACCAGCUCGCCAAUUUGGGCAAGGAAAACUAUCCCAACGACGAUGGCGAGGACAAGCGUGACAAGAAGGUCCAAAUUCCAUCAACUCUUGCGGCAGAAGGAACGGAUCAUCUCGGACGCUUUUACGGUGGAAGAGGCAACAUCAACUCGACAUUGGUUGGUAGUCACAGCAAGAAGACUACAUAUGAUGGCAUUGGCGGAAAGGCAACCAAUGACGCAAGAAGGCCACCCGUGGCAAUGACAAGGAAAACAAGGACACGAUGAACCCUUUUCUCAUCGGCGCGUCCAAAGGACCAAAUUCGAUAGCAAUCAGCAAAGACACAAGAAAUCCCACGGAAGUUGAAACUUGAGAUGGUGUACCAAUGUCUAAACCGGCAUAGCUGAAUGAGUAUCGUUACAAUACCACGAAGGCCUCCUCAGUCUUGCUACGGCUAACGCUUAACGGCUCCUUUUGGAAACUGUGACGGGGUUCUUUUCUUUGUAUGGGAACUCUGAUUCUCUCUUUGGAUUUGAUUGGCUGGCAAAAUUCUUUU